This is a messenger RNA of Cervus elaphus (red deer), 6551 nucleotides long. RefSeq names its product ADAM metallopeptidase with thrombospondin type 1 motif 3 (gene ADAMTS3). Gene Ontology annotation, molecular function: metalloendopeptidase activity. The record is from RefSeq and is a predicted model, not a curated record. The transcript is spliced from 24 exons. Gene Ontology annotation, biological process: proteolysis; extracellular matrix organization. Gene Ontology annotation, cellular component: extracellular matrix. Lineage: Eukaryota; Metazoa; Chordata; Mammalia; Artiodactyla; Cervidae. Bases 652 to 4401 code for a protein of 1249 amino acids.
CGGGGGGGGCUCCGGCCGACUUAUUAGCGCCCCGCGGGUCGCCGGCUGCGAGCAGACGACCGCUCGGCGAGCCACAGGAGCCGGCGAGCGGCCCACUCCUCCCACCCCUCCGCCUGCCUCCUCCCCUCCGGCUCCUCCCGCCCCCACCUCGGAGCGAGCCGCGGAGGCGCCUGGCUCUUUCUCCCGCUCCCGCUCGCUCGCCCGUCUCUCUCGCUAAUACUUCCCCCUGCCGUGCUCCCGGGGACCCAAGCAUUCUCAGCGCUCACCUUAGGGACCCACGGUGCGCGAAAAGCCUAGAAAAAAAGCCGCUGCGGACAGAGAUAGUUGGAAGCCCCUCGUCCCUCCCGCCCGCCUCUGCCGGCGCAGCCCGUGCCCGCUCGCAGCACCUUCUGUCCUGAACACUCUGGGAGGACGGGGUGAGAAGGUGAAGUGGAAAGAACUGCAGAGCCGAGGGGGCCAGGCUCAGAGCUCAGAUUUCAUUUUCAUUGAAGCCAAGCACGGAAGAUCAGUUUUUUGUGUUUUUUUUUUUUUUUUUUAAAUUCUGCAUUUUUUCCCCCCCCCUUUUUUCCAAGAAACUUACUUUGGCGGGGGGGAAGGUUUUGCUCUGGGCAUUUGCUUUGCCCAGCGGUUGAAAAGUGAACUGGACUCGGGAUGGUUCUCCUGUCACUUUGGUUGAUAGCAGCCGCUCUGGUAGAGGUUAAGACUUCAGCUGAUGGACAAGCUGGUAAUGAAGAAAUGGUGCAAAUAGAUUUGCCAAUAAAGAGGCAGAGAGAGUAUGAGCUGGUGACUCCCGUCAGCACAAAUUCUGAAGGACACUAUCUCUCCCACAUUCUUUCUGCAAAUCACAAAAAGAGGUCAGCAAGGGACGUGUCUUCCAGCUCUGAGCGAUUGUUCUUUAACAUCACGGCGUUUGGAAGAGAUUUUCAUCUGCGACUGAAGCCCAACACUCAGCUGAUAGCUCCUGGUGCUGUGGUGGAAUGGCAUGAGGCAUCUCCGGUGCCUGGGAAUAUAACCGACCCCAUUCAUGCUCAUCAACCAGGAAGAACUUCGGAGAGAAUCUGGAAAACAGAGCCUUUGCAGACCGACUGUGCUUAUGUUGGUGAUGUCAUGGACAUUCCAGGAACCUCUGUUGCCAUUAGCAACUGUGAUGGUCUGGCUGGAAUGAUAAAAAGUGAUAAUGAUGAGUAUUUCAUCGAACCCUUGGAAAGAGGUAAGCAGAUGGAGGAAGAAAAAGGAAGGAUUCAUGUUGUCUACAAGAGAUCAGCAGUAGAACGGGCUCCCAUAGACAUGUCCCAAGACUUCCACUACAGAGAGUCGGAUCUGGAAGGCCUUGAUGAUCUAGGUACUGUUUACAGCAGCAUUGACCAGCAGCUGAAUGAAACCAUGAGGCGCCGCAGACACGCAGGAGAAAAUGAUUACAACAUCGAGGUUCUGCUGGGAGUGGAUGACUCUGUGGUCCGUUUCCAUGGCAAAGAGCACGUCCAAAACUACCUCCUCACCCUGAUGAACAUUGUGAAUGAAAUUUACCAUGAUGAGUCCCUGGGAGUGCAUAUAAAUGUAGUCCUGGUGCGCAUGAUAAUGCUGGGUUAUGCAAAGUCCAUCAGCCUCAUAGAAAGGGGAAAUCCAUCCAGGAGCCUGGAGAACGUGUGUCGCUGGGCUUGCCAACAACAAAAAUCUGAUCCAAAUCACUCUGAACACCAUGAUCACGCAAUUUUCUUAACCAGGCAAGACUUCGGACCUGCUGGAAUGCAAGGAUAUGCUCCAGUCACAGGCAUGUGUCACCCGGUGAGAAGCUGUACCCUGAAUCACGAGGAUGGUUUUUCAUCUGCCUUUGUAGUAGCACAUGAAACCGGCCAUGUGUUGGGGAUGGAACACGAUGGACAGGGCAACAGGUGCGGCGAUGAGACGGCUAUGGGAAGUGUCAUGGCUCCGUUGGUGCAAGCCGCAUUUCAUCGUUACCACUGGUCCCGGUGUAGCGGCCAAGAACUGAAAAGAUACAUACAUUCCUAUGACUGUCUCCUUGAUGACCCAUUUGAACAUGACUGGCCCAAACUCCCAGAACUUCCUGGAAUCAAUUAUUCUAUGGAUGAGCAGUGUCGUUUUGACUUUGGAGUUGGUUAUAAAAUGUGCACUGCGUUCCGAACGUUUGACCCAUGUAAACAGCUUUGGUGUAGCCAUCCUGAUAAUCCCUACUUUUGUAAGACUAAAAAAGGGCCCCCACUUGAUGGAACCGAAUGUGCUGCUGGGAAAUGGUGCUAUAAAGGCCAUUGCAUGUGGAAGAAUGCUAAUCAGCAGAAACAAGAUGGUAACUGGGGAUCCUGGACCAAAUUUGGCUCCUGUUCCCGGACAUGUGGAACUGGUGUGCGCUUCAGAACACGCCAGUGCAAUAAUCCAACGCCCAUCAAUGGUGGUCAGGAUUGUCCUGGCGUUAAUUUUGAGUACCAGCUUUGUAAUACAGAAGAAUGCCAAAAACACUUUGAGGACUUCAGAGCCCAGCAGUGCCAGCAGCGUAACUCCCACUUUGAAUACCAGAAUACCAAACACCACUGGUUGCCAUAUGAACAUCCCGACUCCAAGAAAAGAUGCCACCUGUACUGUCAAUCCAAAGAGACUGGAGAUGUUGCUUAUAUGAAACAGCUGGUGCACGACGGAACACGCUGCUCCUACAAAGACCCAUAUAGCAUAUGUGUGCGCGGAGAGUGUGUGAAAGUGGGCUGUGAUAAAGAAAUCGGUUCUAACAAGGUUGAGGAUAAGUGUGGUGUCUGUGGAGGAGAUAAUUCCCAUUGUCGAACUGUAAAGGGGACAUUUACCAGGACACCCAGGAAGCUUGGGAAAAAUUUAAGCAAGAGAUGCCAUAAAGAACUCAAGUUGCUGGAAAAUGAAAUCUGGAAGACAAGAGGAGCCUUCACUUUACCCAAAGGAGCCCGUAGUGUUUCUCUUGCUGAAACAAGGGAAGCUAAAAAUGUAUUGGGGUACCUUAAGAUGUUUGAUAUACCCCCUGGUGCUAGACAUGUGUUAAUCCAAGAAGACGAGGCUUCUCCUCAUGUUCUUGCAAUUAAGAAUCAGGCUACAGGCCACUAUAUUUUAAAUGGCAAAGGAGAGGAAGCCAAGUCAAAGACCUUCAUAGAUCUUGGUGUGGAAUGGGAUUAUAACAUUGAAGAUGACAUUGAAACUCUUCACACCGAUGGACCUUUACAUGAUCCUGUUAUUGUUUUGAUUAUCCCUCAGGAGAACGAUACCCGCUCUAGCCUGACAUAUAAGUACAUCAUCCAUGAGGACUCCGCACCUACAAUCAACAGCAACAAUGUCAUCCAGGAAGAAUUGGAUACUUUUGAGUGGGCAUUGAAGAGCUGGUCUCAGUGUUCCAAACCCUGUGGAGGAGGUUUUCAGUACACUAAAUACGGAUGCCGUAGGAAAAGUGAUAACAAAAUGGUUCAUCGAAGCUUCUGUGAGGUCAACAAAAAGCCAAAACCUAUUAGAAGAAUGUGCAAUAUUCAGGAGUGCACACAUCCACUCUGGGCGGCGGAAGAGUGGGAGCAUUGCACCAAAACCUGCGGCGCCUCCGGCUACCAGCUCCGCACCGUGCGCUGCUUGCAGCCGCUCCACGACGGCACCAACCGCUCCGUGAACAGCAAGUACUGCCCCGGCGAGCGGCCCGAGAGCCGCCGGCCCUGCAACAGACUGCCCUGCCCGGCCCAGUGGAAGACGGGGCCCUGGAACGAGUGUUCAGUGACCUGCGGUGAGGGAACAGAGGUGAGGCAGGUCCUCUGCAGGGCCGGUGACCACUGCGACGGGGAGAAGCCUGAGUCUGUCCGAGCUUGUCAGCUGCCUCCUUGUAAUGAUGAGCCAUGUUUGGGAGAUAAGUCCAUAUUCUGUCAAAUGGAGGUGCUGGCACGAUACUGCUCCAUACCAGGUUAUAACAGGUUAUGCUGUGAGUCCUGUAGUAAGCGCAGUAGCACCCUGCCACCGCCGUACCUUUCAGAAGCUGCUGAAAUUCAUGAUGAUGCUAUCUUUAACCCCAGUGACCUCCCUGGAUCUCUAGUGAUGCCUACAUCUUUGGUUCCGUACUAUUCGGAGACCUCUGCUGAAAAGAAGAAAUCUUUGAGCAGAAUCUCUUCCAUAGCAGGUCCAAAUGAGCAUGCUGCUUUCAGGCCAAACAGUAAAUCCAAUGGUGCUAACUUAUCCCAGAGGCAAGCACAGCCAGCAGAAGAUAAAACUCUGGGACCGGCCUCCCCACCCACCAAGAGUGGCCACCUCAGUUCAUCUCCACAACUGGCUGCUGCCCCCUUCCUUGCAGCCAGUGAUUCCAUAGGUGCUUCUUCUCAGGCAAGAACCUCAAAGAAAGAUGAAAAGCUUAUUGACAAGAGACGUCCGCUAAGAUCAUCCACGUCGGAAAGAUGAGCAAGUGAAGCCAAAAGGCUCGACGUCAGUGAAAAAUCUAGAGGACCUGCCUCUCUCCAUGGUGCAUACAGCUUGUUUAAAGUGGAACUCUCCAUAAAUCAUCAGCUCAUUUUCUCUGUGAGUGGAAGAAAAAAAAGUGCUGGUUCACUUUCUAGUUGCUUUCGUCCUCCUUUUGUUCUGCCUCGACUCAUUUACCAGAAUUCAUUGAAAGAAAGCACCAAAGAUUAUUGACCGGAGGAAAGUAAGUUGCUAGAUGUGUGGGUCAUUUUCUAAAGCAGGAAAGGGACUGGAACCAAUUGUGCAUAUCAGCUGAUUUCUUUUUUAAUUUUAAAAAAUUACAGUAAAAAGAAAAAAGAGGUGCCAAUGGUUUACACGUUAACAAAAAGUUUUGGAGCAAAGAAUUCUUAGACUUGUAUUCCUAUUUAUCUAUAUUAGAAAUAUUGUAUGAGCAAAUUUGCAGCUGUUUGUGUAAAUACUGUAUAUUGCAGAAAUCAGUAUUAUUUUAAGAGAUGUCUCAACUGAUUGUUUACUGUGUUACAUUUCUGGAUGUUCUAGGUGCCUGUCAUUGAGUAUUGCCUUAUUUGACAUUGUAUGAGUUGAUUUUCAAAGGAGAAUAUUACAAAGAAGUUAGAAUCGCAGCUACUGACAAUACAAAGGGUUGCGUUGUGAGGUUUUGUUUGAUCAACAAUGUGACAUGUAAAUUAAAGAAAAAGAAUAGAUAAGCUGCAGAUACUACCUUCCAUCCUUUAAAUAAAGAAGAAUAAGAUUAGUGUCUUAGCAUACUUGUAGUCACAGGGAACAGAGACCAGUAAAUGAGCCCAUGCAAGACAAAACAGAAACCCUUUAACCGGGGCUUCAAUAGACACCGUUGAUUUUCCUCUGUUCUUUUGUUGUUUUAAAUCGUCCCAUUGUUGACAUAUACAAAUGUGUAUACUCGAUGUACUGUAAUAAUAAUGACAAAUGUUCUGAGAUCAUUUGUAUGUUGGUAGCUGAGAAAAGCAUCAUGAAACUAGAUUAACACUCAAAUAGAGCAGGGCUGUAGGGCUCUAGAAGCAGGUUCAAGAAAGUAUUUGUCAAUGGUUGCGAUAUUUAUUUUCCGCAUGGUUCAUAUUCACAUGCUCACAACCACAAUGCAUCUGACUGCAAUAAUGUGCUAGUAAUUUAUGUCAGUGAUCACUUUACUUACAGUGAAGCCAGAAAUUCCAGGGAGUAGAUGUAAAGUAUCUGUAUAUAGAAUUCAGAACUGAAGAUAUUUAUUAAAAUUUGAUUUUUUUUCUUGAUAGUAUUUUUAUGUACUAAAUAUUUACUCUAAUACCAAUGACAUAUUUUGGUAAACUAGAGAGACAUAACUAGAGCUGCAUGCUUUGUUCUGUACAUAGAGGAGAAGUUUAAGCAAACUAAAGCAGCCAAAUCAAAGAACUAAAUUUGAACAAAAUUGAUGUUAUGCAAACCUUUUGCAAUUUUAGAGGAGUUGAUGCAAAGUUGGUAACUUGUUCCCCUUCAACGAAACAUAAAAUUGUAUGGGCUCAGACAGCUAGCUGUUUAAUGAAAUAUUAAAUUAGGAACAUCAGAAAAGAAGUAUGUGAAAGAAAUGAGUAUUUCGUGAAUUACACUUAAAAGGAAAAAGAAAGAUAAAAGUUGUCAGCAUAAUGAUUUUGAAGUCAGUUCCUGAACCAUCUAAAAAUACAGUUUGCAAACUAAAAUGAAAAUAUGUUAACCUCUCAACACAGGGAAUGUGCAAAAACUUUUUGCAUUUUAACCAUGGUAAAAAUAACAGCUUCACCUAUUGACUCUAUACCUCUAAAGAAUCGCUGCUACUUGGUGCAAGACUUUUGAAGGGCAAAUGAAUUAGGUGAAUUCCAGAUUGUAAAUCUCUGAGCCUCAAGCAGAGUCUUUUUUUUUCCCCCUAAAAUUUCAGAAUGAAAUUCUCUCUAGUUCGCUUGCGUGUGCAUGCAUCUAAUCCACAGGGGAUUACAAAGAAAGCUGGUCACACACAUACACCUCUCAUAAAGAUGUAUAUAUUCAUUGUACUUCUGAUCUUUGAGCUUCCUUUUCUACUAAGCUAAAAAUUCCUUUUUAUCAAAGUGUACACUACUGAUGCUGAUUGUUGUAUUGGGAGCACGUAGCAAUAAAAAUGUUAACAAAGUAUA